GAAGAAGAAGAAGAAGAAGAAGAAGACGACGACGAAGAAGAAGCGUUUCCGGCGCAUCCCGGCCGUGUUCUCGACCUCGGACAUUCCUCUCUGAAGUGCAAGAAUCAGCCAGGGGCCGCGUUUGAAGGCGAACAAUGUUCCCCGCGAGUGUCCUCCGCACCCUGCGACCUCUCGUCGUUUGUCACGCGCGCGCCGCGGUCGCGCCGGGCCCCGCCUCUUGUGUCGGAGGAGUUAGCCGGAAGCAGCUGCUUCACGCCGCCAGGAGGUCGCUCCUCAGCCUCCACAAGGUGCCGUCCCACUGUCCGUCCGCCCGCCUCCUCUCUGGGUCGACCCACUCCGAGGACGGGACCCUCGUGUACACCGGUAACCUGGCCAGCGCCGUCCGAGGGUUGAAGAUGUGCUCCUGCAGCAGCAGCGUGGUCAGCCUCGUCCUCGUGCCCCACAUCCUCCAGGGCUUCACCCUGCUGGCCGCCUUCUACGGCUUCAUCUGCUUCUCCACCUUCUUCUCCCCCGUCCUCGUCCACCUCAUCACCAGGGGCUACGUGGUCCGCAUGUAUCACCGGCCGGACAAGGACACCUACACCGCCGUCACCUACAGAGUCUUCCCCUUCGAGAGGAGGACCACGUUCCACCAGAGCCAGGUCAGCAUCCCGGCCGUCAGCUUGUUCUCCACCUUCUGCGUCAACAACACGGGGAUGCUGGUGAACCCCAGCCUGUUCGCCACGUCGCACGACUACAAUCACCUGAUGGGCUACGACAAGCCCUUCAGCUUCGACGCGGACGACGUGGACCAACCGGAGAAGAGCUGAGAGGCAAACAGGUCGACUGUGGCGCGAGCAUCCUGCCUGCACAGCACGAACACUCACCUGGCAACCGGAUAGACUAAUACCAUCAUAUAUUUGAUGGCUGUCAGCCUAAUGAAAAUAAAUGAAUGACCUAUUA
Molecule: messenger RNA, 942 nt
Organism: Scophthalmus maximus (turbot)
Lineage: Eukaryota; Metazoa; Chordata; Actinopteri; Pleuronectiformes; Scophthalmidae
Gene: tmem70
Product: transmembrane protein 70
Exons: 3
Coding region: 135-809 (224 amino acids)
Biological process (GO): mitochondrial proton-transporting ATP synthase complex assembly
Cellular component (GO): mitochondrial membrane
Source: RefSeq, a predicted model, not a curated record